This is a messenger RNA of Schistosoma curassoni, 2317 nucleotides long. The record is from the annotation of a GenBank genome assembly. Lineage: Eukaryota; Metazoa; Platyhelminthes; Trematoda; Strigeidida; Schistosomatidae.
GUAACUGGCAGCAAUCUUAAAUUAAACGCUUCUAGACAUAUCGAUGGCUUUUUAAAUAAAACUUCGAACCCCGUCAUUUCUGACUUUACAUCUGACUGCGUUGGUACACAAUGAUUACACUAAUACAACUAAGGUUGUGAGGAUAUAUAAAAACUCUACUAUCCCGUGAUGCAUGAUCCUGAACCCUUUAUUGGAAUUUAAACAGAUGCCUUGUCAAGGAAAUAUGUAGAGAACUAAGUUAAUUUUCUUUAAUUGGCAUUAUCAAAUUACGAAUAAUUGGACAUCCGAUUUUGUUUUAGUUCUUAGAUCAUAAAAUUUAUCAAAACUCAAAACUGUAAUUUAUUUACGCACACUUAAGCUAUGUAUUGCUUAAUUCUGUGCAAAGAGACUUUCGGAUCGGGGAACUUGAGUACUGCUUUAUACAUAAGGGAGAUCUUCGAACUAUAUUUAGAAGCUGAAUUCAUAAAAAUUGUUAACAUCAACUGUGAAAGUUCUUUGAAAGACAUAGACAACUUUAAUCGAUCAACUGCAAACCCUAAAUUAGUGAUUGCCCUUCAUUUACGUCAAUGCUCACAUCUUGUCAGUCUGCUAGACAAAAGUAUACCUGUUCUUGCAAUCUGCACUGGGUCUGACAUAAAUAUGGAUAGAACUCAUGCGGUAUAUUUAAAGCUGAUGACAUAUUUAGUUGACCGAAGUUUUGCAGUUGUUUUACUUAACCGACCAAUGUUGAAGCAGUUUAAAGAAACUUGGCCUCAUUAUCCUGGUCAGCUGCAAGUCAUACACCAAGCAAUACGGGUUGACGUUGAGGACGCAAAUCACUAUAAAAAAGACAUUCUGACGGCAAUCGAAUGUAAACUAGGAGUAAAGUUGCAACCGUUCUUCAUUGUUGCUGGUCUUUUGAGAGAUGUGAAAGAUCCAAUGUUCGCGCUUCAAGCAUUCCUAGAAUGGAGAAAUCAAGAUAAAAAAGAGAAUAAGGAUUCGAAAGUGACUUCAACUAUUAAUUAUAAAUCUUAUAAUCUUUUAUAUGUUGGAUCAGUUGAAGAAGAUACAGAAAAUAUACAACAAUUUAUUGAUGAAAUAGAUGGAAAAGUUGUACAUCGAUGUGAUUCAUUAACACAAAAAGAAUUGCAUUCAUUAAUGCUUAGCUCUCAAGCACUGAUCAAUUGUUCAAUCAGUGAAGGCCAGUCUUUGGCUGUAAUGGAGGCUAUGUCUCUUGGAGUUCCGGUCGUGGUGAGAGAAAAUCCAGGUAACUGUGAUCUUAUCAAACAUAGGAAAAAUGGGUUGGUAUUCAGAACAUCCAAGGAGCUGGGAGAAUGUCUAACUUAUCUAGAAGAAAAUCCUGAAAUAAAGAAACAACUAAUUUUCGCAGGGGAAGAGUUUAUGGGAGGCAAAGAAUUCCAAAGAGGAUAUCAAGCGAAAUUAUAUUCACACCUGUUUAAAAAUUGCCGACAAAAACUUGGUACGCAAAACAAAACUGACUAAGUAGCACUUACAAUUCCCAUCACAAACUUAGUUCGGCAAGAAUUCAAAUCACAUACAUGUAUAUUAUCGGCAUUUUAUUAGAUCAAGCAGUUCCUAUAUAUGUGAAGAAAUAUAUCAGCAUGAACAAAUGAGAGGAGAUAAGAACAAGAAGCCGCUGCCUUGAUAUAUGAAAUCAAAAGAAACAAUGACGAACCAAAUUACGGGCGAAGGCAGGAAAUACGAUCAAACAGAUGUACAACAUUCAUUACUUGCACAAUAAACAAAAAAUACCUCAUUUAUACAACAUACACAAGAUAAAUGUUCAUUUAAACGAACGCAAAUCAGAGUAAAAUGAUUAAAAUAUUCAUAUGAAAAAGUCAAAGAUUUACAAGAUUUCAAAUCGAAACGAAGUCGUUUAGGCAUACUGAAACUGCCUGCAGUAAUUUUACAUAUAACUUGAAAGUGAUGACAAAACGACCGGGAUCAAUAGUUUUGGAAUAUUAAUAUCAAUAUGAAAUGCAAAGGGUUAAAGAAAUUAAAUAUAGUAAUGAAUAUGAGAUGACUGAUUUAUUAAAAUGUUGAACAGCAGUUCACGCCAAUACAUGAUUGGCAUUUAUAUGAAUAUAGUUUGAUAUAUAAUUAGGAAAUAAUUCGUUGUACAGCUAAAAAGUAUUAACUGGACUGUUGUCCAAUAAAAACUGAUUACCGGAUAUUAUGGUACAUUUGAAAACCGGCAAUCUACUGGAGCACCAAGAUAAUGAGGUAUGUUGAUAAAAGAAUAGAAGAUACACAAGCAAGAUACAUACAUGAAUCAAUAACAAUUUAAGUGAAUUCUCUGUGGAAGGCUUGAUAACCA